GUUGUGUGUCGGUGGUCUUGAACGCCUCGUGGUGUCAAACAGCUGGAUUUAUCAUUCAUAGACGUCGACCUCGUCAGUCAGAGGUCAGACUCCGAGGAGGAUAUUAAAGCCUCUUGUGUGCUUUGACGUAAACGGUGACACUCGGAGACCCUGAAGCGUCAGACCACUUCCUGUCGGUCUGAGGUCUUAAAGCAACAUUCCCCCUAAAACGCAGCAGCUCUGUCCGAGCGCGCUAAACAUGCCGUCACGUCCAGGUGACCUCGGAAACUGUUUCACUGAUGUGAAAACAUCAACAGUUCAGAUACAUAUUCACGCCAUGGCUUCCCCGCACAUCCCGUUCCUUCGGCUUCGGUUUCGCUUCCACGGAGACGAAUGUCGGAGCCAGACGCACUGAAACCGGCGAACAGUGAGGACAGCGCGUUUGUAUCGACGUCACGUUCACAGAUAUCAGACACGAACUUUGUGAGUUCGGUGUUGUUAUUAUUUAUAUUACUGAGAGAAAUGAUGGACAAUGAGUUUGAUUUAGCCGGAUACAGAAGAUCUUUUUUAUUUCAUAGAUUUGGACAUUAAUCAGUUAUUUAUAAUAACAGCUGGUCACCAGCUUUAUUGUAGCAGUGUCGGACUCAUGCCGCCACGUCCUGUUUGGCGGAGCGGAGGUUCGUGUCCCCGCCGACCCCGGAGGUCAGUCUGCUGGUGUCUCAUCAGCAGGUCAAUAUUGGCCGACUGACGUCAGAGCUGCUCACAUAUAAGCCUUCACGUCUGAGACCGAGACCUCAGUGUCCAGCGGACAGUCCGAGGUGUCCGGUGUUCCUGAGCGUCCCGCCCGGUCCGAGUCCCUCAGCGUCAUGGUCAGCGGCAGGAUGCUGCUCCUCGGCGCCUCCUGCUGGCUGCUGCUUGUUUUGGGGAGCAGCGAGGAGCUGCCACAGGAGCGAUCGGCUGAGGACGACGCCUUCGAGACACAAGCAGAGAAAGAGCUGAUCGAAGCUCUGCAGGAAGUUCUGGAGAAGUUAAAGAACAAACAGCUGCCGUCGUCGGAGAAGAAGCUCGGCUGGGUUCCUGCAUGUGCUGCAGGUGAGCAGUGUGCGGUGCGUAAAGGGUCGAGGAUCGGGAAGCUGUGUGGAUGUCCCGCAGGAACCGUCUGCAACUUCAGCGUCCUGCAGUGUCUGUAGAGUGCCGAACCCUCUUCCUGUUCGAAACUCCAAAAUAAAGGCACGUUUUUCAAAACUCCA
Molecule: messenger RNA, 1229 nt
Organism: Siniperca chuatsi (mandarin fish)
Lineage: Eukaryota; Metazoa; Chordata; Actinopteri; Centrarchiformes; Sinipercidae
Product: cocaine- and amphetamine-regulated transcript protein-like
Exons: 3
Coding region: 846-1169 (107 amino acids)
Biological process (GO): adult feeding behavior; G protein-coupled receptor signaling pathway; negative regulation of appetite
Molecular function (GO): neuropeptide hormone activity
Source: RefSeq, a predicted model, not a curated record